UUCAGGUUGUCUGGUCGAUUUAACAGUGAAUGAGAUGGCAAAGAAUGGGGCAAGCUGUGAACAACCACAGCAACGAGGAACCAAAGACAAACAGAAUGGACAUUUUGCAGGUCGGUUUUGAAACUUAUCCAAGUGAACCAGCAUUAGGCUGUGUUUAUGGAUAAUAGAUAAACAAUUUUACCAAGGAAGGAUAAUGGUGUGUGUCGCUAUUGGUAUGCAGCAACUGCAAAAAGUAUUCUAUUGGCAGUUCUUCUUGCAACAUUCCAGUAUUGCCAGAAUGGUCCCAACCUGUUGGAUACUUCUUUAUUCCAUAGUUUAGAAACUACUAAAAGAUUCUACUUGAUUCAAAGGUCUAGACUAGAGAACACCACCAAUUGCUAGCUUUACGUUCCUACUUAGGCCUAGACAGUGACAUGAUUUUGUCAAAGUCACGAUAGCCUAUGUCCCGCAAAAUAAGGGGAUAUUGCAGUAGCUUUUUUGAAAGUAGCCCACUUUAUAGGUUAAUCUGACCUCACGAGUGUGCUCCUGUAUCUACAGACCCUGUGGUGAGUGAGAGGAGGCAGAAAGAUCGGGAGGAGCGUCUCGCUCUGGUGCUGUGGAGGAGGCCUAUCCUCACACUACACUACUUCCUCCUGGAAACCUUCAUCACACUAAAGGAGUGGACAUUAAAGUAAACCACCACUACUUGACAGUAAAACUAGAAAGCAACUGAUCAGUUUAAAGCUUUUUUCAGUUUGCCAGUCUAGUCAUUAGGUAGUUGUACCUAAUAAACUGUUCCACUUCUCCCCUCUACAGGUUAUGGCGAAGAAGGGGUACAGUGUUCUUGUUCCUGGUAUUUUGUUCACUCUUCUCCCUUGCCUACUCCACCGAGGGAGCACACCAGAAGGUAAGGAAGGAGAGAAACAGAAACCCCUAUCACCUCCUCUGUCAUUGAUUUAUUUUAGAUGUUUAAUGGUUAAAGAUAAGUAACUGUUCAUUCAGAUACACUGCAUUCCUAGAGGAAAGGUCAUCUGAGGAGGAAAUAUGUUGAGCAAUAAACUUUUUUUUGCUUGAGGCUCAGGCCAAUACAUUGGAUAAAUCUUAGCUCAUAUGUUGAUAUUAUGGUGUACAAUUUUUACAUUUACUAUUUUUUCCACCACUAUCCUUGGCAUAACAUAGGUCUCCAAUGUUCUCUCCAAAGGAUAAAUGUCUUGUGAAGUAUGUUAUGGCUAUCUAUGUCCAUGCAAAAGCCUAAAGCGCUCUCUACUUCUCUCGCCCCUUCUGUUCUCCUCUGCAGUAUGUGCAGUACCUGGAGAAGAGGUUCUUGUGGUGUGCCUACUGGGUAGGUUUGGGCAUCCUGUCCUCAGUAGGCCUUGGGACUGGCCUACAUACUUUCCUACUAUACCUGGUAAGUAAGAGAACCACCCUUCCCUUGCCUGUCAGCUGUGCCAACAAAAACGUAAUCUAACUUAUCACGCUCAGACAGUGGAAAAGCCUGCUGUAUAUCUGUAGUAAUUACUUUUCUAAGAAUGCUGGUACAGUAUGUGUCAUUGGAUAUUUUUGUGAGCCUAUUAGCUCUGCUUGUUGUUCCAUAACUGGCACGAUAGAUUAAAAAAAAUAUAUAGUUACGGUGAAUUAGUUGACAGGCUUGUCCUUGUCCUCUUUGAGCAAGAGGGACACAUUUUGUGCACAGGGUAUUUCCAUCUGAGUGAUGUUUGACUGACCACUACCAGAAACGUAAAAUACAUAUCCACAGUUUGUCCAGUGGGUGGCCUCAUACUUCCUAUCUCAUUCUUUGUGUAUUCAGAUCUGGUCUAAAUAGAUCUGCCUUUCACCUCUGGGCCCAGUUUAUCAAAAGUUAUCUAUCUGGAUUUAGGGCUGUCACAGUGACCAUAUUACCGCUACACCGGCAGUCACGAGUCAUGACCGCAGUCAAAUUCCAUGUGACUGUUGAGUCACGGUAACUAGGCUUCUCCAAAACUGCGCUCUAAUGCCGCUGAUGGUCAUUAGUAGCCUACCAAACUUGCUAACGGCCAGUCGCUAAUCACCUGGUAUUCGGCGUUCUGUCCCUCUAAUCACUCUGACAUCAAUGUAAAUACAAUCGAAAAUCAAAUCAAACACUUCAUGAGAGCCCUGACAUUCAGUUUGAGCAGAAUAGGAUCACCUGUUGCGCAGAGAGCGCCAGCUCCUCAUAGCUGGUUGAUGCAUAGAAUGAAAUGUGUUCUUAUAAGCCCAUGUUGCGCAACAUUUCUAUAGGCUAGGCCAGGGGUACUCAACUACUAUUUGAGAAGAUCCAGCGACACAAAUUUCCUAGGUGGCAAAGUUCCGGAUGGAUAAUGUCCUUUAUCGGCGCUGUGGUACAGCGUAGUAACAAACAUAGUCGUCUACGACUUAGGAAACAUUAAAUACAUUAAAUGAGACUAGGAAUUUGAAUUAAUUACAACUUAUGUAAUUAACAUGUGCAACAUUGCAUAAACAUUGCUGAAGAACAAAAGUGGUUGCAUAAUUGUCUGUGCACUGUGAACCAUUGUACAUGGCCCUUGAAUUUAAAAAAAAUCAAUAAAGUGCAUGUUUUCUGGAGAACAAAGGAGAGUUUAACAAAAAUAAUCUGAAUGCACAGAACGUCACUGUGGGCCAUGCAAUAUUAAUGUAUAAGUCAGUCUGGGCCUUGCCCUGCAUUAAUGAGAAAAAUUACACUCUCCUGCCAAUUCUUUGAACUUUGUCACAUGGUUUGAGAGCAACUCUGAGACACUGGUGCAGGUGUUCAUUGGUGAGCCUGGUGUGGUAUUGGUUUCACAGCUGUAUGUGGAGCCAAACAUGGUCAGGAUGUCUAGUGCCAGUCUCUUGAGAACAGGGACAUCAGCUGCAGGCACCAUCUUUCCCCAGAAAGGGACAGGGUCACAAACACCAGUGUGCUCCUUCAAAGCCCCAUUUUCUUGCAGUUCAAUCAACUCCAUUGUCAGUGAUGCAACAUCUACCCAUCUGAAGAUCUGUUUUGCUUCUUCUGACAACUUUGUCACAUUUGUGGCCAAGACGGGGUUCUGGAUGAGCAGCAGCAGUUCUCUUCCAACAGUGAAGUCAUCAAAGCAAGCCUUGAAGUUAUCCAUCAGCUUCUGGAUGAAAUCAACAUGGUUGGGAAAAUCUGUCUCCCUGCGUUUGCACCAGAAGAUUGGGGAGGUGGACAAGCUCUCCCUGGAGAUCAUUCUUGAAAGGCUCCAAUUUGUUCUGGAAAGCCUGAACUGCUGUUAUCAUAUCACACACUGUGUUGUCCCGUCCCUGCAGCUUAACAUUCAGUUGAUUAAGAUGUGAUGUAAUGGGUGUCAAAAAUGCAACUGUUUCCAUCUUCUCAUCUUUCAAAAACUCAGAAAACUGAGUUGCCUUGUCACUCUUUUGCUCUCAUAAGAAAGCUUUGAUUACCUCCUGAAUGGCCCAAAAGCGUUCCAAAACGCUGCCUUUGCUGAGCCAUCUGACAUUGUUGUGCAGUAGUAAGUCAUGAAAACUGGCAUUGGCCUUUGUCAGAAUGCCUCGUAGCAGGGGGUGUUGUAGGGAUGAUGUUGCUCUCAAAACAUUUAUCAGUUUCAUCAUCAUUGUCAUGACCUCAGAAUACUAUUUUCCCAGACUGGCACACAGGACAGAUUGAUGGAGGAUGCAGUGAUAUGUCAGGUCAGGGUGGGGGGCCAGUAUAUAUAAAAAAAAAUAGGUAUUCACUAACUGUAAGUCGCUCUGGAUAAGAGCGUCUGCUAAAUGACUAAAAUGUAUGUAUGUAAUGUAUGUCCUCUUUCAAACGUGCAACCAGUCCCCUCCCUCUUCCUAUCAUGGCUGGAGCUCCAUCUGUGGUGAUGGAGACCACUGACUUUAGAUCUGUCCCCCUUUUUGUCAGCAUCCCUUUGAUGGCCUCAUAGAUAUCCUCUCCCCGUGUGUGUGCGUCUAGAUUUGUUAAGCCCAACAGCUCCUCAUAGAAUUCCUAAUUUGUUUUGUUAUAAAAUCUGACAAACACCAGAAGCUGUGCAUUAUCAGUGUUAUCUGUUGAUUCAUCCACAGCUAAUGAAAUGCAUGGUGCAUUCUGAAUGGCCUCAUCAAGUUGUGAAGUUAAAUCUUCAGCUAAUAUUUCAGUUCUUCUCAUUGCUGUUGAAUCUGACAGUUGGAUCUGUUUGAUAUUUUCCUUCAGCUCAUCUUUUUGUUUACCAUCAAGCAAGGUCUCAGCAACUUCACUCAUGCAUUUUUUUUAACCAUCACUGCGUCAGUAAAUGGCUUUUUGCGUUUUCCCAAAACCCAAGUAAUUCUCAGUGAGCACUCCAUUGCACGUUCUUGGGCUGUCAGGGAAUGUACAAUAACUUUGGUGGACCUCGAAUAUUGGGCUUUGAGCUUAUUUAUUUUUCUCGUUCUCACCUGUGUUUUGGGAAUGAGUUUGCUCGAAAUGACUGUGUUUUGUGUCAUAUUGGCACUUUUCACAAGCGCUAUGGACUCUUGAGCAUAUCAGGCACAUUGGUUUUGAACUUGUUGCGGGGAGAAUUAAUGCGUAUUUGUCUGUCCACCCAGUCUUUGAAAAUGUGAUUUUCGCUAUCAACUUUUAUUUUAACAAGCCAUCCUCACAUUCACAAUGUCUAUCGAUGGACGUAUUUCCGUAUGUGUCUGCCUGCUGCUUGCUCCCAGUCCCAACAGUGUAUUUCACUGUCAAAGAUAUUUGCAUAUAUUUAUGCGAUUGGAUGAGACGCGGCUCUCUUCAUGAGACUGAUUUACAUAAAUGCACGCGAUUGGAUAGGACGUGGCUCCAGGCUGGUGUUUCUUCACCGCUAUAGACAUAGAGAGGCUGCACUGCGCUGGGGAAACGGCGCCCGGUCGAUCAUGUUUGAAGGCUGUCUGAAAUUAAUUUACUGACUUCGAUAUCGUUUGGUUGCUGUUUGGUCCGUAUUGACCCUUUGCUGUGUCGACCGCAGUCCGCCAUUUGAGUAUGACUGGACUGGGCUAGGCUAUGCAAUUGCGUGAGAAAAUAGUUUUGAUGGCUUCUAUUAAAGAGGAUCCAAUCGGCUUUCUAUAGGCUAGGCCUACUAAAUUUAUAUUUAUUUCUCAACUUUGUUAAUAUUAACAUUGCUUCACUUUACAACCGGAGUAACCUACCUGGCUGGCAUGAAAAUGAACCGCGGGAAAAGUGUCCUCCAUUCGCUAUUCAUGUGCAUAUGGUAGAUGUCUUUUUCCCCCCAGCCCCUGUUCCUACAGGUGCUUGAUAAUGGCCUAUUCUAAAUCAAAACUAAUUUCACACAUAUAUUAUUUGGUAUAUGUAAAGACAAUAUUAAAUUGAGAAUAGUCUAAUGGGUGAUUAUUAUUAUUAUUAUUAUUAUUACUUGUGAAUGAUGCCCAGCAUGUGUAGUUUAAGGGAAGACAUUUUUUUGCGACUUUUUCAAAUCAUAGUCACAUGAAUCAUGUAGCCUAGCCCAUAGGCCUAUAUGUUUUGAUAAGGUUGGUAUCACAACUAAAGUGGCCAAAUAACUCUAAGCAUAGCCUAUAGGCCUAGGACCCCUGGAACAGGGUUGGAGAGCCUACAGCCUACAGAGUCUAGUGAAACGUGUUCUUAUAAACCCAGCCAUUGCGCAAUCGUGUGUGAAAACAGAGUUUUGACUGGCCACUAUUUAAAAGAGGAUCCCAGCUUUCUUGUACUGCUAUAUUUAUGGCUCAAUUCUUAAAAGGUAUCACAUUAAUCUGCUUUACAACUGGUGUAGCCUACCUGGCAUAUUAAAAACUGAACUGAGGGAAGAGCUUCCACCAUUCGCUAUUCGAGUACAUGCUACGUUUAAUUUUUUUGUGGGCCAUUUUAAAUAAAGAAAUAAGGAGACAGGUUAAAGAAGGAUUUAACAUUUUUAUUAGGAAGGUGUUCCUAAUAUUUAUACACUCACUGUACAAAUUCGUAGGUUAUAUGUAAAGACCAGAUUCAAUUGAGAAUAGUCUGAUGAAGUGUGUGCAGCCUGCGCAAGAAACAGAGCAGAGUUCAUGCCUUUCAUGCAACUUUUUUUCAAAUCAUUAGUCGCAGCGUUAAGCCUCGUUCACAUUACCCAUAAGUACACUGUUACGCCGGAUGUCAUGCAUUUCAAUGGAGACAUUCACAACUGAGUGGAAUCGCAAUGUCCCCUUGCGGUUGAAGGCUCCGUUGCAAGACGGACGAAGCAUACUUUGACAUUUUUAUAACUUUCAGUCCAGCUAGAGUCCAUCGAUGACUUGAAUAAUACACAUUGGCUGUUAAGCCAAUUAUAUUAUGACAGUUGCCUCCCGUUUAAAUUUGUGAUGGUAAUGACGUAAUUAUUAGGUGGAGGUCGCUAGCUACACUGGUAUCUUCAACCUAGCCUAGCAUUUAGUUGGCUAGUUAACUAGCUGCUCUGCAGUGGCCUGCCCAGACCCCAGACUUCAACCCUAUAGAGCAUCUUUGUGAUGAGAUGGAACAGCCUGUUCGCAGCAUGAAUGUACGGCUGUCCAAUAUGCAGCAACUGCAUGAUGCCAUUGCGUCAGCAUGGACCAACAUCCCUGUAGAACGUUUCCGACACCUUGUAGAAUGCCCCCGAAGAGGUCAAGCUGUUUUGGAGGCAAAGGGGUGUCCAACCCGGUAAUAGAUGGGUGGACCAAAUAAACAUGCUCUCCUCCAUCUAGCGUUACAAACAGUAUACUUGUCCCUUCAGUAGCGGGGCAAGACUCCGUGAAGAUAGCGUAAUAAAAUGUGCCACGAUGUAAACUGGGCAUUAGAAUGUAUUAGAAAUGAAAACAUGUAGCCUAAGGUUUGUAUCACAACUAAAGUUGCAUAAAUAACUCUAAAUUAAGCAUAUAGGAGGACCUGUUUCAAAUUAUCACUUUGUUAACCACUUAACAUAGCAUGUGCGCACUCCCUCGGAAAUCGUUUGGGGAAAAUACCAUUUUUAUUUUAUUCCGCUAUGUUCAAUUGUAUUAUUCUUACUAUAAAAUCAUGCCACUGGAGCUAUAAGCAAAUCUUAUCUGCUAAAUGAUCUAGUUAGGCCCACAACCAUAUGGCAUAGCCAGGUCAGGGCCUAACAUAAGGCUGACUCAGAAUAUGCUAUUCUGUUCUUCUGAAAUGGGCUGCGUGUCAAUGUUUCUUUAGACCUGCCUAAAAUACAUAAUAGUUUAUUGUGAUGGUGUAGGCUAUAUUAAAUGAAUUUAUUAGACUUUUUAAAAUGUAGAUGUUCCAAAGGUCCGCAUCAGUGGCUUGUCUAUGCGUAGAAGCCCAGAGAUGUUAAACGGGUUUAUGGUAAUUAACAGUCAAUUACCGUGAGACCGGCAGUUAUUUGCAUGACAAUUACAGCCCGAUAAUUUCAUGACCGCCACAGCCCUAGUUCCUCAUGAGUGAUCAAAGUGUGACUGCGGUUGAGUCACACUCCUUCCUCCACUGAGUGGUAUGUUUGUGACGUCCAUCUUGGCUGUGGUGAAAUGAAACAUUCAACUGUGACGAACACAAGGAAGUGAUUCUGUCGAGGUCCCCAUUUUUUUCAGGGAUGUGGCCAUUGUUCACCAGAUCUUAUGAUGUAUAUACCCUUGAGUCAACAGCUCCACAUUUACAAAUGGGAAAUUGCAAGGUUUCUACUAAACUUUUGAAAUAGCUGAUUUGGAAAUACAAUUUACUUUUGUAGCCUUUCCAAUUCUAUGCCUAACUACCCAUUAUUUUCCUCACUACACACACUACCCAAACCCACUAGUAGACACAGGCCUGUAAACCACAGCCUCUGGUAGUGUUGGUGGUGUUGACCUCAUGACGUGUCAUCUUCCCUAGACGUGUGUAUGACCUUAUUCCCUUUCCCACAUCUCCCCACUCAGUGUGAGGGUGGUAUUUUCCAUCAGCUUUCAGUCAUCUUCUCCAAAAUGAGAAACUGUAGCUGUCUAAUGCAACUUACAAACAUUAUUCUAUAUGAUUUCAUAAAGACAGUGUCAGUAUUAUGAUUUGUAUGGUGGUAGGCCCACUUUGUCUAAUGCAACUUACAAACACUUAAAUUAUUCUAUAUUCAUUCAAAGAUGCAGUGUCGUGAUUUGUAUAGCGGUAGGCAUAUUUUGUAUUGUACAAAUGUUCAUGUGGAUAUUACCAGUAUGUUUGCUUUAUAUUUGAAUCAAGGCAUCACUAAAAUAUCAGCCACUUGUGAAAAUAUGUGCUGAUAUGAUGGAGUGCUUGCUUAACUGUUUUUUGGACUCGCCACUUAAAAACAAUAUAUCCUCCUACUAUCUGGAUAAUGGUGAGGUUGUGCUCCCUGAUUUAAAAUAGUUAGGCUAUGUGCACACUUUACCAUCCUCGGAGGUGAGGUCAACAUGUUGGAAAGUCCCUAGUUGAAGGGUGCCAGAAACAUCUGCCCUCUAAAGAGCUGCUAUGGAUUUACCUCGGACCUAAAGAAUUAGAUACCCCAUAGUAAGGAGCAGAGACCAUGCUCCCAUUUUGCUGGGGGUUACAAGAAUAAUUGUAUGAUUCAUGAGUCUGGUCAUGCUGGAUUCAGAUGGAAAUGUAGGGGCUGUUUGUCUUAUUUUGCUAAAGGCAAUGGCCACCGUGCAUUUCAUUUGCUAUGUUUAGAGGAUUAUUUAUUUCCAAAUAAUGAAAAGGUGUUGUCUUGUUAUCAUUGAGUCACCAUCAUGGUGAAACUAGUAUAGAUUUGUAACGGAAGGAAAGUCAGGGAUUGAGACCUUGUGAACCCGUAUUGUGAAAAGACUCCCCAGCAUGUCAGCUCUCUCUCUCUAGGAGAGCUAUGGGGAUCAGCACUGACUAAUUGUCUUCUGUCUAUCUCCUGUCACUGUGGUAAUGAAGCCAGGUGACUAAGCCUGGGCUCUGAUUAAUGGAGCUGCAUACCAGGCUGUCGGGGGGCUGUGCUGACUCAGCUGUGUGUGUGUGUUAAAGCUGGGCGAUAUGGACAAAAAUCCAUAUCGUGAUAAAUUGACCAAAAAUUUUUUCGAUAACGAUAAAUCGGCGAUAAAUUACAAUACAUAAUUUUUUGGGGCGGUGCUAGAGCUGUUUGCUCGAUAACAACAAAUACAACAAACUUUUUUUUUAUGGACAGUUAGUUUACAUUAGCGGCACGGCUCUAGACAAAAACAAAUCCAGUGCCAAGUAAGACACCUGAGGUGGUAGCCUAUGAUCUUAAAAAGCUAUUUCAUCUAACAUAUCCAGCAAAUGCAUGAUUGAUAUUUUGAUGUGCAACCUGUCAAAAUAGGAUCCGGAAUUAUCAGAUUUAUUUUUGGCUCAGUAGAGAAUUUGCUGACAUCUUUGUGUAUAUUGGCCUAUAAGCUAUAGCCUAUUGUUCACCAGCUGAGGAAGUGGGAACUCAAAACACUUAGCUAGAUUGCGUACUCUAAACAUGAUAUUGUAGCUAGAUAGAUUAAUCGAUUAGUCUACAUGGCUAUCAGUAAAUGUAGGCUAAUGUCCUACAAACACUUUCCAGCGCUAGGCCUAGGCUACUUGAUGUAGGCAAAUGGCGUGCUCGGCUUGGCUCUGCGGGCGCAUCAGAACCAUACUAACUACAGCCUACACCGGUUGGUGCCAUGAACUCAAUAUUAAGAGGUGAGAAACACAUUGACAUACUCACAGAAAGCUGUGACUCUCCUCUCUGUAACUAGAACAACAGUAGUUGCUUUGAAAACUGUCUUUGUCCCGCAAUAGCAUUUUGCGCAAUGGUCAUAUGCUUGUGCUUCUCAGAAUGCAUCUCUCCCUCCUCCGAGUCAGCAGCCGACAGGAACAGGCAGAUUCUUUCAUAGCAGGAACCAACAUAAUGCAUAGGCUAUUAAUGUUGACCAAAUAAUGGUUUUAGAACAAUCUACAGGAACAUUGUAUAGCAAAAUCAACGAAAAUUACCAACGUAAGCUAAAUGCUUCGGUAAGAAGAAGACGGUGUCGGUAAUUUUCGGUUUAUCAUCCCAGCUCUAGUGUGUCAACUGCACAUGUUCAGUUGAAUUAAGGAAUACCCAUGUUCAGUUGAAUUAAGGAAUACCCAUCCAUCCUCUGGCUCUCAGGGUCCACACAUAGCAUCAGUCACCCUGGCUGCGUACGAGUGUGGUUCUACAGACUUCCCCGAGCCCCCCUACCCAGACCAGAUCAUCUGUCCAGAGGGAGGAGGAGUGGAGGGCAGCAUCUCACUCUGGUCCAUCGUGUCAAAGGUCCGCCUGGAGGCCUGUAUGUGGGUAAGUAAACAUCUGUCUUCAAUGGCAAAAAUAAGUAUCAUUAACCUAAAAUCUAGCUUCAACAUUGUAGUGAACUCUAUGGGGCGGUUUCCCAGACACAGAAUAAGCCUAGUCCUGGACAAAAAAAAAGCAUGCUCAAUGAAGAAUGUCCAUUAAAACGUUUUUGUUUUUUUGUCCAGGACUUAAUCUGUGCCUGGGGAAACUGCUUCUUUGGGUUUAGAACAAUCGGGGAAUCUUGAUGGCUCAACAUUGGUAGUCUUCGGUUGACCUCACGUAACCUCAUCUAGUAGUGAGAGACCAUAGAGCUAUGCCUGACUCUGGUAUGAGCCAGAGUAUGAACCAGUGCUAAACUAACCCAGUGUGUGACUUUCUCUCCAGGGUGCAGGCACAGCCAUUGGGGAGUUGCCCCCCUACUUCAUGGCCCGAGCAGCCAGGCUAUCUGGAGCAGACCCAGAUGACGAAGACUAUGAGGAGUUUGAGGAGAUGCUGGAGCAGGCAGAGACUGCUCAGGUGAGUGGGGACUCUGUCUUCCCCUCUCACAGAGUGUAGUAGCCUGCCUCUUGAGUGCCCCAUUCCACCCAAAUCUCUGGAGUCUUAUAUACUCUCCUUCAGUCUUUUAUUUUGGGAUGGAACUCUACUUAACUGUCCAUCACUGACUUCUCUAUCUGGCCUGUGAUUGGCCUCCAGUUAUCACAUUACUUUUCUGAAAGCCCCUCCCACCAUUUCCAGUAACAGUGUUGCUAGUGGAGUGAGUCACAGUGAAACAAGCUCUUCUUUAAUCAUCCCCGAGGCCUUUCUUUUCAUGAUCCUUUCAUUUGAAGGACAGGCAAUGUGAACAGCCUACCCCUUAGAUCAGAUUGCUAACUAAGCAAAGAGCUCAGAUUUUCCUCCAGUCUAGUCUCAUGCCAUGGAAUCUGAAAUAAAGGUCAUCGUAUCAUGUCUACCAGUAAAUGUGUGUACAGCUGCAUACUCAUUUAUUAUUAAGAUAUUGUGACCUUGGGACUAUAAGGUUCUAUCUGCGCAAAGCAUAGUGAAUUCUUCUUUCAUAACCCAUUAAGGUCCUCACCUUAAAGGUACCUCAAUUACAGAGUAUCCAAAUCCAAUCCAACAUCUGUGUAAAAAAGAAAUUGCAGAUAGAACCUUAAGGUUCUGAAAUGUCAAUAUGGGUUCAGCCAUAAGGUUCUAUCUGGCACAGAAUGUUACAAUUAUUUCAAUAAGUACAGACAUUUAAUGAUAAAAUAAAAAGAAUACCCUUCCUUCUUUCUAAUCACAUCAUCAAAUAUAUUAAUGUUCAUUACAUGGUCGGUAGUGCACUAAAAUGACAAAUACACUAUAUCCUAUGCAGAACUAGCAACAUUGCUAAAGCUUAGCUCCGGAUGAGUAAACUGAUAUAUUUUUCUGGUCUCUGACACCCAAAGUCCGUAAACUACUUGCUAGUUAUCAAUAAAAUGUGGUAUGUUUUUGUAAUUUUUGUGAAAUACUCCUUCCAUUAAGGUUUUCUUAUUGAUAUAGAACAAGACUAAAACAGCAAUGGUUCUUAAACAUGCCUUAAGGCACCUGUAUUUAUGUUUACCAUAAAGAGCUUAAGUGAUGGCAAUUUUUCUGAAAAAGUAAUUGCAAAAGAGGACCAGAACCUGUGAUAUGAACAAAGGACUUGGUACUGAAAGGUUCUAUCUGCAAAAUGUAUGGUUUUGUGAUGAUGAGUAUUUUUCAAGUCCCAGACUGUUUUGUGAUGUCUUCCUCUUUCAUGACUCAAAGUACAUCACCUUACAUACAAUGUUUUUUUUUUUUACAACCCAGCAUUGUGUGAUUAGAUUGCAGAUAUAACCUUAUAGCACCAAGUUCAAAGGUGUUUGCACAGAUAGAACAUUCAGAUUUCUUUCAUCGUAAAUUGACUUUUUCACAUCUGACAUAUGUCACAUGUGAAGGACCUCCUACAGAGCGACUCUAUGUGAAUAACUCAUUUUUGACAAAUGUCAGAGAACCUUAUAGUCAGUCCCAAGGUCUCGAUAUACAGUAUCAUGUCAUGCUUUUGACCUGACAUUUACAACUGAAUCGUUUUAGGGAAAGGGUUGAAGUAGUAUGUGUCACAUUAUCACUAAAGACACCAUUGAUUAGAUGAUACAUUUUAUUUUGUGUCAACAUAAUUGCCCCCCAUGAAACCACAAUAUUUCACCCUCCCACUGUAGUGUAUAUCAAUCAGAUCAAAAGAGUUCAACAGUUAUUUGCCAACAACUCUUGGCUUGGAUUUUUACCAGAGCUGCUAAAAGAGAUCAAAGGAAAAUAUAAUAGCCCAUCUGAUAGCAUUUGUUAUACCACAUGAAUUCUUUAUCAAGUAACACCCUUUUCAGAAUUACAUUAGACUUUUGUUUUCAGUUUGGUUAUAUAUCAUGAUAUUGAUAUAUUAUUGAAGAAAUUGUUUGAUAAUGUGUUAAGCAUAAAUUAAUAUAGGAUAAUAAACUGUUUAUUUAUGUUUCCAGGAUUUUGUCACUAGAGCAAAACUGGGCAUUCAGAACAUGGUGCAGAAAGUGGGAUUCUUUGGGAUUCUAGCCUGUGCCUCGGUAUGUCCAAAACUACAUUUGAUGACUUGACAUGCACUCUGUUAUCUUAUACUGUUUUAAAGUUGAGGUCUUUAUUAUUAAAGCGCAUCGCUGAAUAUUGUAUGUUGAUGUUUGUUACAAUUAAGUUAUGGCAAUGAAGGUAGAAUUCGAAUGCACUCCUCUAUUACAGGAUAUAUUUUCACCUUACGACCUGUCUUUCAGAUACCUAAUCCACUGUUUGACCUGGCUGGUAUAACAUGUGGCCACUUCCUGGUACCAUUUUGGACCUUCUUUGGAGCGACGCUUAUUGGAAAAGCCAUCGUCAAGAUGCACAUACAAGUAAAUAUUUUAGUUGUACUAACCAAUUAGACAUAUUCAGACAUUAAUGUCAGAAUAUGUUCAGUUGGCUGUAAUUCCAUGGUUUCUGUGUUUUGAAGUACUUCUAGUGCUGCUGUUGAAGACCAUUCCAGAUGAAAGGAGUAUGGAGAGCACUUUAAUGAGAGCCAUUGCUUUUUGUAAAUCAGAUCAAACUCUUAAUUGUCGGCUGUAUUGUUGAGUCUGCCACAGUGACUAAUCUACUCCCAGACGGUGAGAGACUGACUGUGUCUCUCUGUGAGUCGUGGUGGUGAGAGCUGAGCCGUCUAACCAGACCAAUUCAUCUCCGUGGUACCAGCCAGUGAUCUCACCAGUUCUGACAAAGCCCUCCAGGGUUGAGGAGGACCAGGGUCCGGGGGAGGCUUUGUGCCUCUCCCGCAGACCUCAAGGGUCUUUUACUGUCUAGAGUUGGCUGGGAUGGCAUGUGUCACUGUGUUCAAAGCAGACAUAGGAUAUGUCCCCCACCCCGGUGCAGAUGGCGACUCAGGUUCUCACUGUCUGUGUCUCUGUCCGAGACUGAUCACUAAUCACCCAGUUCAUUAAUUUGUCUUCCCACAGAAACUGUUUGUUAUCAUAACGUUCAGCAAGCACAUAGUGGAACAGAUGGUGUCUCUGAUCGGGUGAGUAUGUGUCUGUGUUUAAUGUAUGCGUAUAGAUGAAGAGAGAGGUGCUUUGCCCAGUCAUUCUUCCUCUGUGCUUUACUGGAGGCAGGGGCUCAACAUGGAUGCUUGUCCUCUUGUUAAGUAAAAAAAAUCACACACAAAUCACAAUAUCAAACAAUUACUCUGAUCAGAAUUGGAUCAGAGAGGCCAACAUUGGAAUAAUAUUCUAAUCUAUUUUUAUGUACAUAAAUAAAAGCCUACAUGUCAAAGUGUAGGUGAUAUGCAUAUUGUCCAAACCGAUGCUGACAUGAGGGAGGCACAAGAAAAUGUAGCUAAACUUUAAUGAGACUUAAUUACAUAAAUAUAGGCUAAACGGCAGUGGUGUUUGACAAAUAUAAUGAAGGAUAAUUAACAUUAACGUCUAAUGGCUUGAGUCUGUCAACAUACUCAAGACACAGUUCGUUCAGAUCAAAUGGUCACAAGAGCAGAGAGUGAAGGACGGUGCCUGUUGUGCACCGCACAUCACCCACCUUUCAAUCUGAGCGGAGCGAGUCAGCAUUUUGAAAAUGUUUAACCAUAAACUUAAUAGUUUUAAACUUGUUUCAAAGUAGCCUAGCCUAGCCAAAAUAAGACCAUAGAAAUGAUGAGGGAAUUAUUUUAUAAACACUUAAGUCUAAUAGCCUAUGCUAUUGAAACCAGAAUUUUUCUCAUGUUCUAUUGGUUUUCAAAUCAAACAUUAUUUUAUUGUCCAGCAGCGGAUGUUCAUUUCUGUCACAUGAAACCGCUUGCGCAUGUAGUGAGCGGUGUUUUCCUGCUAAUUGCAUUUUGGAACAUUCGCACAUAGCCUAAAGCCAUGUGCGCAUUGUUGAGCUUAUAAUAUUAAGAAAUAAAAUUACUGUAUCAACAUUUUAAGCUAAACUGUCUGAUCUGUUGCAUCAGCAUCAUUGCUUUUGUUUAGUUUUUUUAUUAUGUGCAGUGGUUGUAUGAAUUUUGGAUCCAUCUUCCCAGAACUGUCCAAGAGUCUGUUUUGAACCGUAGACAUACAGUAUUUGUCAACGGGAUGCCCUUAAUUUCGAGCCAUGGAGGGAAUUAUUUUAUAAAGACCAAGUAUUUUGUUGUAAUUGUAAUGUUGCUGUAUUUUAUAGGCUACCAAGAGUGGCCAACCAUCCUCCAGGAGAGCUUUAAAGGGGCAGUGUUGUAUUUUGAGACAGGCUUGAAUAUGCAAAGUGUAGCCUACAUUUGUCUGGUUCUCUAUGGUGAAAAAUAUAGUAAUGCAUUUUAUUUUGUAAAGUGGUUCCUUGCAUCAUACAAUGAUGUAAAAAUGCUCUUACAGACAAUGUUUAUUGUUGGACAAGUGACUUGAGCUUUUGGACAUGUAAAAUAAAGUUAAUAUCAAGCCCUGGGGGGGCUUAACAUCAAAGUCAAUGUGUGUGUUUACCUCGUCCAUUAAGGUUAUUUCCCUUACACGCAAACCAAUUCCCCACAUAGGUGGUCAGACAGCCGUGUGGGGUCCUAUCAGAUGGAAUGUGUUCUGUUCUGACUCACAGCAGUUUAGCUUUGACUUCACCAGAAUCUACCCCACAGCAGCAGGGAAACAAAAUAACUGCAGGAUGUAUAAAAUAAAAAUAAAUCAUCACUUCCAUAUUACACAUCCAACAUAACUAGCUAAGAUCUUCAGCUCUUCCUUGACUAUUUCUUACCACAUAAAAAAAUUAAAUCUACAAAUAAAAUAUAAAUCGUACUCACAACUAAUGAUCAGUUUAUAGUGCCAUCUUAUUCACAGUUAAAAUGAGUCGCAUGAGAAAGAACACUUGCUUGCUACCAUUGCAAUUGGUUGACUGGUCUGACUCGCUAUGAUGUGUUACACUGGUGCUUGAAUGCUGAAUCGGGCUGAGUGUGUGUGGCUGAGUGAGUCAGUCAAAGUUAGCCUGGGAAUGGGCUUGCCAUAUCCCUUUAAGAUCAGCAAUUACAAUUACCCAAUUCACUUUUUUACCCCCUGAUAGUAAAUUGUCUUGAAUCUGUUUAGUCAAGUUUUAGAUGUUGAAGUUUUAUAUUAACACCUGAAUUAAAAGAAACUCUGUAACUAUGUCUAAGAAAUGUUUGUAUAUUAUAUUUAAUGAUGGUUGUGAUACAUUGAUUAAACUAUACCAAUUAUUUUGGUAUAGUACUGUCAACUACAAAUGAUUGUGGAGUUAUUCAGGUACAUCAAGUUAUAGUACCUCAUGGUGUCUGAGGGUUCUCUUCCAAUCAAAUUGUCUGCAUUCUCUGUAACUAUAAUCUAAAGACCCCGAUGAACUAACUGUGGCCCACACAGUGAUCUAAUCCUUUGCUCUCCCUCCCAUAUAUGGACAGUCAUAUUGAUGAACACGCCUAGUUUGAUCUGUUUCCACCCAUAAGGCUGUGAUGACAGCAUAUCGAGUCACUUCCUGGUUAUUGGGCUCAGACUGGUUUCUUAUAGGAACCUCAGGGAUAAAUAAGAGAGAUGAGAACUGCCUCACUUCACUCUGCUGUGUGCUCUCCCAGCUAGAGGCCUGACUUGAUGCCUAACUAGAAACACAUAGAAAAUGGAACUCUCGACAUCAUGAGCAAUGGACUGCUCUCUUUAAACCCUGGUCCUAUGGGACUAAGGGUUCCCUCUACAGAGCCUCAUUCUUUUACCAUGUGAAGGGAUACUACUGGUAUGGUAAGUACUCUGGGAUAUAAUGUUGUCUCCGUCUUUUCCCCUCCUCACCUCUCCCCUGCCUGUGGAUGUCCUUGCCCUGCCGCUGUGUCAGGUCUCUGCCGAGGGUAGGUCCCUCCAUACAGAAGCCCUUCAGUGAGUACCUAGAGGCCCAGAGGAGUAAACUCCACCACCACACCGGAGAAGGCACCCCGGCGGUAAGAGCACUACUACCAUCAUCCAUCCUUCCUAAGUCGAGACAAAGCAUGUGAUUUUGAUUGCCAAGAUAAUACAAAUUGUAAUGCAUUUGUGUUAGUCAAGUAAUAUUCCUCUGUAUGCAUGUCUCUCUGUGCAGACUGAGAACUGGCUGUCGUGGGGCUUUGAGAAGGUGGUUCUGGUCAUGGUCUGUUACUUUAUCUUCUCCAUCAUCAACUCUAUGGCUCAGAGCUACGUCAAGCGACGACAACAGAGUCGGCAGCAGAGGUACACUGAGGAGAAAACCAAGUGA
Coregonus sp. 'balchen' is the source of this 16808-nucleotide messenger RNA. The record is from the annotation of a GenBank genome assembly. NCBI's taxonomy places the organism in Eukaryota, Metazoa, Chordata, Actinopteri, Salmoniformes, Salmonidae.